AUGUGGAAAAUUUUUAUGGCCCUGCUCUGUGGAAUGGCACUGCCGCUAAUGCCAGUCACAUUAGCGCGCCUGCAUUCCACAUCCGGCGGUGGCGGAGGAGGCGGCGGCGGGGGAGGCGGCGGCAUGUCCAGUGGUGUCCUGGGUCCUGGCUCUGGCGGCGGAGGAUCCAGCGGCGGCGGAUCUUCAGGGAAAGAUGCACACGUGAAAACGAAGGACGUCGAUGCCGUCGAGGGUAAAUCAGUGUCGCUGCCUUGCCCCAUUACGGAGCCCCUGGACAAUGUCUAUAUGGUGCUUUGGUUUCGUGACAAUGCGGGCAUACCGCUCUAUAGCUUCGAUGUUCGCGAUAAGGAGGCACGGGACCAGCCCCGACAUUGGUCAGCCCCGGAGGUUUUUGGCUCACGGGCCAAAUUCCAUUUUGAUUCGCAGCCAGCAACCUUGGAAAUUAAGGAUAUCAAGCGUCAUGAUCAGGGCAUUUACCGAUGUCGUGUGGAUUUUCGCACAAGUCAAACGCAAAGUUUCCGUUUCAAUUUGUCAGUAAUAAUACUUCCGGAGCAGCCAAUCAUCUUGGAUCGUUGGGGCCGACAGCUGAAUGGCUCUCAAUUGGGGCCAAAGCAGGAGGGCGAUGAUAUCGUUAUCACUUGUCGUGUGGUGGGCGGUCGGCCCCAACCGCAGGUCCGUUGGCUCGUAAAUGGACUGCUUGUCGACAAUCAAAACGAGCACAAUUCCGGCGAUGUUAUCGAGAACCGUCUGUUGUGGCCAUCGGUGCAGCGCAACGAUUUGAAUUCCGUAUUCACAUGUCAGGCACUGAAUACGCAAUUAGAUAAGCCCAAGGAGAAGAGCUUCAUACUGGAUAUGCACUUGAAGCCUCUGGUGGUGCGAAUACUGGAGCCCCCCAGCUCGAUGAUUGCCGAUCGUCGUUAUGAAGUUGCCUGCGAAUCAUCGGGCUCUCGACCGAAUGCCAUCAUCACGUGGUACAAGGGAAAACGGCAAUUACGACGCACAAAGGACGACAUAUCAAAGAACUCGACACGCUCAGAGCUGAGCUUUGUGCCGACCACAGACGAUGAUGGCAAAUCGAUAACAUGCCGUGCGGAAAACCCAAAUGUGAAUGGCCUGUAUUUGGAGACCAUGUGGAAAUUGAAUGUCGUUUAUCCACCUUUGGUCACACUACGCCUGGGCUCAACAUUGACACCGGAUGAUAUCAAGGAAGGCGACGAUGUUUACUUCGAGUGUCACGUACAAUCGAAUCCUCAAUGGCGGAAACUGCUGUGGUUGCAUAAUGGCAUUCAUCUGGAGCACAAUACCACCGCUCGGGUGAUACGCUCCAAUCAGAGCCUGGUCCUGCAGAAGAUCACCAAGCAUUACGCCGGGAAUUAUGCGUGCAGUGCCAUCAACGACGAGGGCGAGACGGUCAGCAAUCAGCUGCCGUUGCGUGUGAAAUACACUCCGAUAUGCAAGCACUCGGACCGUGUGAUAUUAAUUGGCGCCUCCAAGGAUGAGACUGUGGAGGUUAUAUGCGAGAUACAGGCCGAUCCACCGCCGCGAACAUUUCGCUGGAAAUUCAACAACUCGGGCGAAACCCUGGACGUGGGCAGCGAACGCUUCAGCGUGAAUGGAAGUCGCAGCAUUUUAAAGUACACACCAGUCACAGAUCAGGAUUAUGGCACACUGUCCUGCUGGGCCGCCAACGAGGUGGGCACCCAGCAGCAUCCCUGUCUCUUCCAAGUGGUCCUGGCCGCUCUGCCGAAUGCCGUCAGCAAUUGUACCGUCUUCAACCGCACAGAGCUGAGUGUUGACAUACAGUGCAUACCGGGCUAUGACGGCGGCCUGCCUCAAAUAUUUGUACUGGAAAUGUUUUCAACACGCACCGGCAUCACCAGAUUCAAUUUGAGCAACGCGGAGGAGGCCCUCUUCUCGCUGGAGAACCUGGACACGCUGACCUCGAUGAUGGUCCAGGAGAACAAUUCGCUGAGGCUACGCAUCUACUCGUACAACCAGAAGGGACGAAGCGCCGCUUAUCUCCUGCCCGAUUUCAUAAUUGGCUCAACAGCUUACAAGACAGACGACGACGUAACACUGACAUUGUCGCCGGUGAUUGUUGGAAGUGUCCUGACCAUCAUAAUUAUUGGUGUUGCCAUCGCGAUACGAAUAUUUGUGGUGACAUUUGUGCACAAUUUGCGGCGCAAUCGUCAUCACGGCAGCAAGGCAACGGCUGCCGGUGUAACGGCCCAGCCGGGGGAUGUCUUCAAGGGCGGCAACCUGGAGAAACCGCGAUGGCAGCACACGGACAUAAAAACGAAGUCAUCGGAGGAUUUGGUCGAGGACGAACGUGAUCCGGAUGUAAUACCAUCGCAAUAUGUUGGCGGCAGCAGCGCCGGCAGCAGUGGCAGCAAUGCCUCGAACGUUGGCAGCACCACAGCGGGCACCACCACUGGCAGCAGCACAUCCACUGCGGUGGUGGCAACGGCAGCAACGGCAGUGGCAGCAGCAGCAGCAGCAGCAGCAGCAGCAUCAGCAUCUGCAUCUGCCACAGGAGCAGUGGCUGGCGGUGGCGGCGGCGAACGGGAUGCCCAUCAGUUCACAUCAGCCACGAGCCUGGGAGGAGGUGUCUCCAAAUGGUCACCCAACGGCAAUGUGGUGCCCCUGACGACGACGACGACGAUGCUGUCCGGCGAUCCGGCGACGAAUGCGACGGUCACCUACAAUCAAAUCAACGCGCAGCGGGCCCAGCUGCUGGCGGCCGUGGCAGCGGCGGGCGGAGGGUGCAGCAGCACCGUCAUCUCGCCCAGCAGCAGCAUGAUGGGCAGCCUGGGGGGCAAGCCGCCGCUGGGACUGGGCGGCACCAUCAUCGGCUCCCCGACGUCCCUCUCCUCGACAGCCACGCUGGCGGCCCACCUGCAGCCGGUGCACAGCAGUGGCGUGGGCACCCUGCCACCUGGCUUGGGUAGCGGCGGUGGCUACAUACUGAACGCGUAUGCCAGUGGCCGGAUGCACCACCCACUGCAGCAGGUGGGUGUCGGUGGAGCCACUCACACGGCCACUCUGAAUCGGCAUCACCAUCAGCAGCAGCAGCAACAGCAACACCAUCAUCAUCAUCACCAGCAGCAGCAGCAGCACCCGCACCAUUCGGGCUCCAGCCUGCUGCUGGGCAGCGCCGGCAGCGUCAUGGGCGUUGUGGGCCUGGCCAACAACACAGCCUCGACCACGACUACAACCACCUCGUGCAACUCGUCGCAGGACUUGGAUGAUAACAUUAAUAUAAAUGCGAUUAAGGACUGCCUCAUGACGCAGCGCGUGCCCGAGAGUUGUGUGUAAGAGCCAGAGGCUGCUUGAGGAACCGUGAGUAUCCCCAGAUAAUCCAGAUCUACAUAGGUAUAUAUGUGUGUGGGUGUGUGUAUUUAGCAUCUAGGAAUAUGUAUGUAUCUAUGUCAUAGUUUUAUUCUCGUUAAGGUGCUGUGCAUAUCUAAUCUACUCUUAAGACAUACAUAGGACUAAACACUGACUCUGUAAAACUGAGCAAAAACUAAGCGAAAAUCUGCAUAUCUUCAUGGCGAUUGAUUGCAUAUCCAUUGUUACAUCCUACAUACAU
This is a messenger RNA of Drosophila persimilis, 3589 nucleotides long. It is a transcript of the gene side-II, whose product is annotated as neural cell adhesion molecule 1. Bases 1 to 3315 code for a protein of 1104 amino acids. The transcript is spliced from 19 exons. NCBI's taxonomy places the organism in Eukaryota, Metazoa, Arthropoda, Insecta, Diptera, Drosophilidae. The record is from RefSeq and is a predicted model, not a curated record.